Entelurus aequoreus (snake pipefish) is the source of this 3024-nucleotide messenger RNA. RefSeq names its product axin interactor, dorsalization associated (gene aida). Lineage: Eukaryota; Metazoa; Chordata; Actinopteri; Syngnathiformes; Syngnathidae. Gene Ontology annotation, molecular function: phosphatidylinositol binding. Gene Ontology annotation, biological process: determination of ventral identity. The record is from RefSeq and is a predicted model, not a curated record. The coding region runs from base 221 to 1132 and encodes 303 amino acids. The transcript is spliced from 10 exons. Gene Ontology annotation, cellular component: membrane.
GACUUCCGGUGACGUCGUAGCGGAUGAGACCUUACGGCGAGCCGUCAGAAAGGGCUUGGUCCGGGUCUGGUCGCUGUGUCACCGGGUUGUGAGUCAGCGCGGCCCCCAGAUAUUACACCAAACCCGGCGGCAGACGCUGGAAACCCGAAGCCUAGUAGAUGAACGUCGUCCUCGGCUAUGCUGUCCUGAGAGCGCCGCCGCCGGUACCCGCCCUUCCAUCAUGUCUGAUGUCAACAAGACUCUUCAGAAAUGGCACGCCAGUUUCAGAAAAGGCACAGACUUUGACUCUUGGGGACAAUUAGUGGAGGCAAUAGACGAAUACCAGAUCCUUGCCCGGCAACUGCAAAAAGAAGUUCAGUCGACAAACUCAUCAGACUUCACCGAAGAUCAAAAGAAAACUUUAGGGAAGAUUGCAACAUGCCUGGAGAUGAGAAGUGGCAGUUUGCAGUGCACACAAACAACAGAAGAGUUCAAGCUGGAAGACUUAAAGAAACUGGAGAGCAUUAUCAAAAACCUGCUGACGUUCAACAAAGAAUUUCCCUUCGACGUCCAGCCGGUGCCCUUAAGAAGAAUCCUCGCUCCCGGUGAGGAGGAGAACCUAGAGCUGGAGGAAGAAGAUGCCGCAGCCGUCGCCGGUUCCACCGAAGCGUUCCCCACCAGAGCUCCCGGUACCCUGUUGCCACGGUUACCAUCCGAGCCCGGGAUGACGCUCCUGACGAUAAGAAUAGACAAAAUUGGUCUGAAAGAUGCGGGGCAAUGCAUCGACCCUUACAUGACCGUUAGUGUCAAAGAUUCGAACGGGGUGGACUUUAACCCAACACAGGACACCCCUGUCGCUACCAAGAAGGAAGACAUCUACAUUCAUUUCAGCAUGGAUGUGGAGAUCCAAAAGCAUCUAGAAAAAAUACCCAAAGGGGCAGCCAUUUUCUUUGAAUUCAAGCACUACAAACCCAAAAAGAGGUUCACCAGCACAAAAUGCUUUGCCUUCCUGGAAAUGGACGAGAUCAAGCCUGGACCCAUCGUGAUUGAACUGUACAAGAAGCCCACAGACUUUAGGAGGAAGAAACUGCAGCUUCUAACAAAGAAGCCACUUUAUCUUCAUCUGCAUCAAACCUUGCACAAGGACAGCUAGAACACAGCACCGUUAAAUCAAAGUAUGUUCUUGUUUUCCAAGACGAUUUGUGGAAAGUGAUGGGAACCCAGCCAAAAUGUUGUUCCAACAGUACUGUAGAUCCUCUCGCUGCCUCACAAAUUAAUUUCCUCCACAAGACUAUAAGAACAAUACUUUUAUUGUAAUGUUUAUAAGUACAAUACUGUCAUUGUAAUGUUUAUUAACCGAGGCAUAAUAUAGGGUUUGCUUUAGGCUAAUUAAAAAUGGGCAUUUUUACAGUUUUCAUGGGUCUGCCCAUUCAGGAUUUUACACCAUUCUCUGAAGGGGUUCUGCGAACGUAACCCCUGCGAACAGCGAGGAUCUACUGUACGUGUUUUCUUUCAAAUGAACCCUCACAUUCCCUUUUUGGCUUGCUGUAAAACAGUUAUGUGUUUUCAGUUCAUUGACAGUCUUCCUUCAAGCACAGCGCCAGGUGCUUGUCUUUGUUUGCACUGUUGGACUUUGAAACGGGAUCCUGUAAAACAUCAGAAAACGAUGCUGCCAAAACAUGGACUUGUGACCUGGCCUGAAUCCGGUUACAGGUGCAAAAUUAAGUGUAUUGUUCUCUACAAAACUCAAGACAGAUUAUUAAAAAUGAAGCUCAAAGGUGAGAUUUGUUAAUGUUUUCUAAUUUUGACAAACGAUAAAUCCAUGUAACGUCCUGGUUUAAGCAUUUUAUUAUGAAUAAAUUAAGCAAAAAAUGUAUUUAAUUGGUCCUGAUUCAAACACUGCCCUUUUCUUCAAUUUUCAUAAUCAGUGAUUUUUAAUUUUUUUAAUCAAUUAAAUGAUACUAAUUUCUGCUUCAUUCAAAUUGUAAAACUACUACUAAAAUACAUUUUAAAAUAUUUGAUUGUGUUUUUAUUAACCUACAAAUUCUAUAAAUACAGCAUAUAUAUAAGGAUAAGUGCAUUAAAGUUGAGUCUCUUUAACAAAUGCAGUGUAAAUGUAUGUAAAAGUAUCCCAGUUUAUAUAAAAUAGUAUUCAAUCAUUUAAACCUAAAAUACUUUAGAACUUUCCCCAUUUAUCAAAUUUAAUAACUUGACUAAUGAUGAAAACAAAUAAAACAAGCCCUUCCCUUUGGCCAAAUUGAUAUAUUAAAAAAAAGUUAAAUGGUCUACUGUAAUUUUAAAAUUAAAUUGCAGUUAAAAUAAGUAACAUUUUGCCCGUCCACAAAGUUUCAUACCGUGUGGUGCUAAUGUAUUUGGUUGAUGACAAAUUCUCCAUAUCGUUACAAAAUAUAGUCCAAGAUAAUUUGAGUGUUUUUACUUCUGUUGGCACACAAGGCUGUAAUGGCUGUAAUUGGAUUCCAGAAGCAGCACUUACAUUUGUUCAAUGAAGAAUGAUAUUGAUAUAUGGUAUUUUUAAAAGCAUCAACUUCAUUCGAAUUUCACAUUUUUAUGCACAAAUGCAGCAGUGAGUCAACCAAAUGCAACGUUUGCAUGUGAUCGUACAUAUUUAACCCAGAUGUUUAACAGCAACCCCCCCCAGAAAUGCAGUGACUUUUUAUUUGAAAAAGAAUGGAUGUCUGAAUUAUUACGGUCUUGUGUGGAAGACGUGUUCCAUAUACUUGAUUUUAGAUUUUAUUUUUGUAAUGUUCCAAUGUCCAGGACUGCAAAUGACUUGUAAGAUAUGCUAACAAAUGAAGGUGCGGUAACUGAAUGUGUGAAGUGUGACUGACAGGGCAAUUUUAUCAAACAUUCAUUUCUAAUAAAGAGAAAAGGCAUUUUAAGAAAUGAGUGCAUCGAGUCGUUUUGUGGAUUUUUGUUCAGCACUGGCAGUACUCAUUGUAAAUGUUCUGUUUUUGCAUUGCGCAUUAUUAUGGUACUCUUUUAGUGUAUUUACGGUAAUUCUCAGCAUGCAUUGCUCUAUGCGCG